Molecule: messenger RNA, 1356 nt
Organism: Manihot esculenta (cassava)
Lineage: Eukaryota; Viridiplantae; Streptophyta; Magnoliopsida; Malpighiales; Euphorbiaceae
Product: putative vesicle-associated membrane protein 726
Exons: 5
Coding region: 374-1033 (219 amino acids)
Biological process (GO): vesicle-mediated transport
Cellular component (GO): membrane
Source: RefSeq, a predicted model, not a curated record
CCUAUUCGAAAAACUCAUGCCAUCUAAAAAAUUCAAAACAAAAUUACCGCGUGGUGGAAGUCCCCGCCCUUCAUUUCCUUCUCUAUCGUCCAUCGUCCACUCUUUGCCUUUUUCCGGCUCUUUCUCUCUGUGUGUGACGCUCUCUCUCUCUCUCCACAAGUUUGGUCCGCUGUUUUAUAACUCAUUAAAGAAAAUAACAAACCAUGCCAUACUUAUUAGCGUAUAAUACCUCACAGAUCAAAAUCCACCGAAUUUCUCUCUUCUCCGAUCUCAUUGUCUCUCCCGCUUUCCUUCCCCAUUCCUCUCUUCCAUUCUGUCCGAUUGUCUUUACGGUUAGCGUUUUGCAGUUUUCUGAAGAUAAACAAAGUUAGAGAUGGGGCAACAGACGCUGAUCUACAGCUUCGUCGCUCGAGGCAAGGUGAUUCUGGCGGAGUACACGGAGUUUAAGGGAAAUUUCACUAGCGUCGCCGGUCAAUGCCUCCAGAAACUCCCCGCUUCCAACAACAGGUUCACCUACAACUGUGAUGGCCACACCUUCAAUUACCUCGUUGAAAACGGCUUCACUUACUGUGUGGUUGCAGUUGAAUCUGCUGGCAGACAAAUUCCAAUUGCCUUUCUGGAGCGAAUUAAGGAAGACUUCGUCAAAAGAUAUGGUGGAGGGAAAGCUAAAACUGCUCAGGCCAAUGGCCUGAAAAGAGAGUUUGGGCCCAAACUGAAGGAUCACAUGCAGUACUGCGUGGCUCAUCCUGAAGAGAUCAACAAGCUCGCAAAAGUGAAGGCUCAGGUUUCUGAAGUUAAGGGCGUGAUGAUGGAAAACAUUGAGAAGGUUCUUGAUCGCGGCGAAAAGAUUGAGCUGCUGGUGGAUAAAACUGAGAGCCUCCGCUCACAGGCACAAGAUUUCAGACAACAGGGAACUAAGGUCAAAAGGAAGAUGUGGAUAGAGAAUAUGAAGAUGAAACUGAUUGUUUUCGGUAUUGUUGUUGCCAUGAUUCUGAUUAUAUUCUUAUCUAUUUGCCACGGAUUCAAAUGUUAAUUUCUCUUGAAUUUCGUUGGACGCUGUCCUUUCUGUCAAGCUGAUUGGAUUGUCUGGCUAAAUUGGUUCGCCUUUCUUCCGAUGAUCCAUCUUGCACAUGCAGAUCUCUUUGUAUGGGGUCUUUUAGGUUAUGCCUUCCCCCCUAUGUUAGCCUUCAGGGAUGUGAGAAGGUUUGUAUUUUGGAUUGAUUGUAUAGGUUUUCUUUGUGAUUGAUAUUUGUUUAAAGAUGUAAUGGAGGAUAUCUAAUGCCUACAGUUUACGUUGCUAUUAAUGUAUCUUGUCUCUUUGAUAUAUUCCUUGAUUUCAAACUCUUUUACUUCUAC